This is a messenger RNA of Guillardia theta CCMP2712, 906 nucleotides long. RefSeq lists its product as hypothetical. The record is from RefSeq and is a predicted model, not a curated record. Lineage: Eukaryota; Cryptophyceae; Pyrenomonadales; Geminigeraceae. The transcript is spliced from 5 exons. Bases 1 to 906 code for a protein of 301 amino acids.
AUGCCAGGCUUUCGUCAUGCUGCAGCGGCUGCCAUAGCACCUCACACUCCCGCCGGAAAGGUCUUCCUGCUGCCUACCCUCGUGAUCAGCCUCUACGCCAUCGCGCUGAACUCGGAACCAUGCGGUGGAGUCACUACCUUCCAGGCCUCCUGGGUGCGCUGCGGCACGGUGCUGGCCGGCUCAGUGAUGGGCAUCAUCAUGCGGCUCCUCAACUACCGCAAGAUCAACCCAAUCAGCUUCCACUACGCAGGAGUCAUGCAGCAGGCGCAGGUCCGGGCCGACUUGGUCAUGGCCAGUGGCCGCUUCGGGCAGGACGGGCGGCGAGCCCGGCGCUUCGGCCUGAUGUCCGGGAACGACACCAUCCUAAUGCUCUCCGCCGUGCUCAUCCUCUACGCGAACAUCCUCGUCUACGACACGCAGCUGCUGAGCUCGCUGUGGAGCAACCCGAUCAGCAGCACGCCGGCCUGGUCUGCCUUCCUCUGCUUCAUCCUCAGCAUCCCGCUCCUCGCACUGGGCAACUACGUGAUGAGGACCGAGCACAAGUUCGUCAUCUACUACAACGUGGCCCUGCUGCUCGUGAACAUCUUCAUCCUCAGCGUGGAACUAAUGCAGUGCGGAAACGCCGGCAUGAACAACCUCAACAGCGCGGGCUACUUCGACCUCCUCCCCAUCCAGUCCUCCAACUUCACCCUCGUGUACUCCGCGAUCCAGCCCGCUCUCACCUUCGUGGCCGCCCUACGUGUGGGCGCCGGGGUUGACGUGGCGGAGGGCGGCGACGUAGAGGGAGAGGAGGAAGAGUCCGGAGGCGGAGACGUAGACGUUGCGAGAGGCCAGCAGACCCCCCGGGCGCAGGGAGUCCUGCAGGCUGGGCAUGCUGUUGUGACCGGCUCGUGCGUCUUUUGUUAA